AUGGAUCACAAAAAGAUAUUGAUGGAACUUUCGAAGCGGGAGGAUUUGAAAAACAAAGUAUGUGCUGAUUGCACGAACCCAAAUCCGCAGUGGGCUUCAUUAAGUUUUGGAACGUUCAUUUGCCUCCAAUGUGCGGGUUUACAUCGUGGAUUCGGUGUUCAUAUUAGCUUCGUGCGUUCGAUAUCGAUGGAUACGUGGCAGGACGAGCAAGUGAAACGGAUGCAGCUAGGAGGAAAUGCGCCAUUUCGCGACUUUUUGAGAUCCUACACCCCCAUAGAACAAGGAGGAUACAGUGACACACUUAGCCCUUACGAUACGUAUCAUUCUUGGGCUGCUACCCAGUAUAGAGAGAAACUCGAUGCCAUGCUAUCCGGGAAAGACUGGUCACCUAGUCCCCCUCCAGAAGGCACUGCCGCUAACACUCCAGAACGCCCUUCCUCCGCCCAAGGGCUCCGUAAAUCCCGCGCUACCUCUCGUGCUAUGGCCGGUAGCGCCCUUCGUUCCUCUUCAGGUGCCUCCUCCCCCGCCUCUAUCCGAGGUACUGGAAGCAACGCCGGUACCCCCGAUCUCUCUCGGUCAGGCACAUCCGACCUGAAGACGGAAAACGAGAAUUACUUUGCUUCUCUUGGCCAACUUAAUGCUAAUCGGCCGCUGGACCUGCAUCCAUCCCAAGGAGGGAGGUACACCGGGUUUGGGAGUACCCCCGCACCUUCAGCGGGAUCCUCCAAUGCUUCGUAUGGUCUAUCAAGUCGUGCAGCACCAUCUUUACAGGAGUUGCAACAAAAUCCAUUAGGGGCGUUGUCUAAGGGGUGGUCAUUGUUCUCCAGCGCUGUCGUCGGCGCGUCGAAGACAAUCAAUGAAACGGUCAUUCAGCCUGGUAUGGAACGCGUUACUGACCCGGAGUUUCAAGGGAACGUUAAAGGAAUCCUGGGAGAAGCGCAGAAACGUGCAGGACAGGCGGCUUCCGGUGCCAAUGACUGGGGUCGAAAGCAAUUUGGUGUGGAUGUUGGCGAAAGAGUUGGUACGCUGGUCGGUGGAGUUGGCGGAAAUCCUCGAAAUCAAGGUUAUGGACAUGUAGGCUCCGGAUACGGCGAGGAAGAGACAUCGGGGCUGUAUCAUGAUGACGAUGCGGAGUACUGGGGUAGACAUGAUGGAUGGGGUAGUGCCACGUCCGAUCCCAACUCGGCCAGUGUACUUGCGGGACCGCCUAGUGCCACGAGCGAUGCCCCAGCAAAGUCGCAGGCGAAGAAGAGCGAUUGGGAUGAUGAGUGGAAGGAUUUUUAA
Lentinula edodes (shiitake mushroom) is the source of this 1284-nucleotide messenger RNA. Its product is annotated as ArfGap-domain-containing protein. Gene Ontology annotation, biological process: regulation of ARF protein signal transduction; regulation of endocytosis. Bases 1 to 1284 code for a protein of 427 amino acids. Gene Ontology annotation, molecular function: GTPase activator activity. Gene Ontology annotation, cellular component: Golgi membrane. The record is from RefSeq and is a predicted model, not a curated record. NCBI's taxonomy places the organism in Eukaryota, Fungi, Basidiomycota, Agaricomycetes, Agaricales, Omphalotaceae. The transcript is spliced from 5 exons.